Suricata suricatta (meerkat) is the source of this 2025-nucleotide messenger RNA. RefSeq names its product transmembrane O-methyltransferase. The record is from RefSeq and is a predicted model, not a curated record. Lineage: Eukaryota; Metazoa; Chordata; Mammalia; Carnivora; Herpestidae. Gene Ontology annotation, biological process: catecholamine catabolic process; developmental process; dopamine metabolic process. Gene Ontology annotation, molecular function: protein binding; catechol O-methyltransferase activity. The transcript has 7 exons.
GCUUUCAUCCUGGGGUCUCAGUUUCUUUGUGUGAAAAGUAGAAAUGGGUGUUACAAUUAUCAAUGAGCUCUAAGGGUGUAAAGGUGCUCUGAGAAGUAGGAAGGCUGAACCCGGACUCCCUGGGCCAAUGCUUACACCUGACAAACGAUGGCCUGAGCUAUGAGCAAAGAGGACUAUAUGAAUACUUCGGUGCAAGAGCCCCCUCUUGACUUCUCCUUCAGAAGCAUCCACAUCAUGCAAGAUCUGACAAGUGAGGAGCCAAGAACAGGGCUACGACCACUAAGACACUCAAAGUCAGGGAAGUCCCUGACCCAGUCCCUGUGGCUGAACAACAAUGUCCUCGCUGACCUGAAAGACUUCAGGCAUGUGGUUUCACUGCUUCUGGAGCAUCCAGAGAACCUGGCCUGGAUCGAUCUCUCCUUUAACGACCUGAUUUCGAUUGACCCUGUCCUGACAACUUUCUUCAACCUCAGUGUCCUCUAUCUCCAUGGCAACAGCAUCCAGCGCCUGGGAGAAGUGAACAAGCUUGCUGUCCUCCCUCGGCUCCGGAGCCUGACACUCCAUGGGAAUCCCAUAGAGGAAGAGAAGGGGUAUAGGUGACCAGUAGGGACUAUGUCCCCCGCCAUCGCACUGGCCUUCCUGCCACUGGUGGUGACAUUGCUGGUGCGGUACCGUCACUAUUUCCGACUGCUGGUGCGUAUGGUCUUGCUGCGGAGCCUCCGAGACUGCCUGUCAGGGCUGCAGAUUGAGGAGCGGGCCUUCAGCUAUGUGCUCACUCAUGCCCUGCCUGGAGACCCCAGUCAUAUUCUCACCACCCUGGACCAUUGGAGCAGCCACUGCGAGUACCUGGGCCACAUGGGGCCUGUCAAAGGUCAAAUCCUAAUGCGGCUGGUGGAGGAGAAGGCGCCUGCUUGCGUGCUGGAGCUGGGCACCCAUUGUGGGUACUCCACACUGCUUAUUGCCCGUGCCCUGCCCCCAGGGGGCCGCCUUCUCACUGUGGAGUGGAACCCACGCACGGCAGCAGUGGCUGAAAAACUCAUCCGCCUGGCUGGCUUCGACGAGCACACGGUGGAGCUCAUCGUAAGUAGCUCAGAGGAGGUAAUCCCACGCCUACGAACCCAGUACCGGCUGAGUCAGGCAGACUUGGUGCUCCUGGCACAUCGGCCCCGAUGUUACCUGAGAGACCUGCAGCUUUUGGAGGCCCAUGCCCUGCUGCCAGCUGGUGCCACUGUGUUGGCUGACCACGUGCUGUUCCCUGGUGCACCCCGCUUCCUGCAGUAUGCCAAGAGUUGUGGCCGCUACCGCUGCCGCCUCCACCACAGUGGCCUCCCUGACUUCCCUGCCAUCAAGGACGGCAUAGCCCAGCUCACCUAUGCAGGGCCUGGCUAAGGUCCAGGGGAGGGGACUGCUGCCUCUCCACCCCCACCGAAGCAAGGACUUCAGAACAUCCCUUCCUCUCCCUGCUUGUGACCUGACACAUGCUGGGCUCAGGGCUAGGUAGGCUGUCCUCCAAUAUCUGCCCCACUCCAGUUCUACACUGACAUAAGGCAUCAAGUUCUUUCAGGAUGCUUGGUUCCACUGGCCCCUCUCCUUCCAGAGAGCCAUGGAUUGACAGGAAAGAGGCCUGACCUCCCAACCCAACUCUGUCACUGAUUUUCUGAGUGAGUCCAAGGGAGUCCCUGUGCUGCUUGAUGAUUUAAUCUGCUUUGUUAAUACCAAGGAAGCUGGGUGGAAAAUCCCCAGGGGACUCCUAGCUCUAGAACUCAGAAGCCUUCCCUCCUCAAUCUAUCCAAUUCCAGGUAGAAUCAAAGGAAACAGUAAACACUGAGUUAGAGGCUCAGAAGGAAUGGGUACAAGCUGAGUCCGAGAAAAUGGUCAUGGAGCCUGGGCCCAGGGCCAGGGCCACCCCUAGCCCUGGACCACAUGGUCUAGUAUGCUUGCCUGAAGUUCCUUGUAUGCCCUCUCCCUAAAGCUCAAGAGAAGAUACUGGAUUCUUCGGGGCCCGACCAACAAUUAGGGAAUAGA